This is a messenger RNA of Mesorhabditis spiculigera, 594 nucleotides long. NCBI's taxonomy places the organism in Eukaryota, Metazoa, Nematoda, Chromadorea, Rhabditida, Rhabditidae. The record is from the annotation of a GenBank genome assembly.
AUGGCCGCACCGCAGGAGCACGAUGAGGCGUCAACUACCCAGAGCCCGCUCUACGGCGUCAUCAUCUGCCCUUCCUGCCAGAAGAAGGCGGGGCCAUGGGCUCGAUCGGCAAAUCCGUGUUGCCAGCGAAUGAAGGGAUGUGCUGAUUUAGCCGUCUACGUGGACGACAUCGGUUUUGCCGAGGCCGAGCUGGAGGCGUACACGCGGAUUCUGGAAAUCCUGAGAGCCCGAUCUUGCUGGUAUUGCAAGAUCGUUGCAACGCCGCUCGCCCGUGCAGUCACAGAUUGGAAGGGCCAGCAAGCACCUGGCAGAACCCGCGGCGCCAAACGGGCCGCUGCCCCCGUUGCCACAAACAUCAUUGGAAUGCUGCUGGUGUUCUUGCUGCUCGGAAUAUCUACUGCAACCUCCAAUCGUGCCUGUUGGUACUGUGAGCUAGUCGGGACGCCGCUGGCCCGUGCGUUGAGCGAGUCGAGGGAGAAGCAGGGACCAGGGAAAACCCGUAUUCAGGUAGCCACCGAGGUGCCGGGCCGCACGAAGAAGGACUGCAUCAAACGAUUCAAAUACGUCGCGCAGCUCAUCAAAAAUCAGAAGAAA